This is a messenger RNA of Peronospora farinosa, 1902 nucleotides long. Lineage: Eukaryota; Oomycota; Peronosporomycetes; Peronosporales; Peronosporaceae. The record is from the annotation of a GenBank genome assembly.
AUGACCCUGAUCCCGUCCAGUAUCUACGGGCCGAAGAGCUUCCGCGAAUGCUGGGGUGACUACCGCACGGAGGCCGACCUGGAGGACCCUUCUCUGCCACUUUAUCGCUUCCAGCGUGACCUGCCGCGUCUGCCUGUGCCUCCACUGGCCGACACCGUUGCUUUAUACUUAGAGACACUGCAGCCGCUCGUGUCACCAGCUGAGAUCGCUCACUCCAAUGAACUGGCCGCCGUCUUUUUGAGACCUGGUGGUAUUGGUGAGGAACUGCAGCGUCGUCUUGUGUCGAGAGCUAUGGACCGCAAUGACUCGAGCUUCCUCUCGGAGUGGUGGAACACCUUAGGAUAUCUACAAGUACGUGAUCCUGUCGUGUUUAACGUAAGUUAUUUCUUCCACUUUGCAGACAGUGUGCAUGCGGCUCAACGCUCUAAUGUAGGACGAGCAGCAGCACUCUUAAGGGGAUCCGUUCUCUUUGCUCGCCAAGUGGCAGAUGGAUCACUGGAGCCGGAACAAAUAGGCCUAAAGAAGACACCCGUCUGUGCAACAGCCUACAAGUACAUGUUUAAUGCUUGUCGUAUUCCACGACGUAAACAAGACUCGUACAGGAUCUAUGACCCGAAGACGCACACUUAUGCAGUGAUUAUGCGUCACAACAAGUUUUUUAAGCUGGAGCUUCUUGACCCGCGUACACGGGAUCCUUUGGGCUUUGAGGCACUGUGCUUCCAAUUGGCUAGAAUAUUAGAUGUUGCAGGUGCUAAGGAGUCGGCAUUGGGAGCACUUACUUCUCAGAAUCGGGACGUCUGGGCGGAUGCUCGUAGAGAAUUGAUCCGAGCUUCUCCGAAGAACGAGGAGUCAUUGCGUGCCAUUGAGAGCUCGCUGCUGAUUGUCAACAUGGAUGAUGAAGCACCAGUGUCGCGUACGGAGGUAGCACGUGGUCUUUGGCACGGCAAUGGACGCAACCGCUUCUUUGACAAGUGUGUACAGAUUGUGGUCUUCGAGAAUGGCAAAGCUGGACUUCUUGGUGAGCACUCGAUGCUCGAUGGCAUGCCCAUGGCACGCUAUGCGGACUAUUUAUUGUCACGCCUGCAUCAUGGUCAGAUUGACUUGGGUCGCCGCGGACAGACAACUGCACAAUUAGAAGGGUCACUGGAUGCCCCGAAGCAGAUCACGUUUCGCUUUACGGCUCAGACGCUCCGCGAUAUCGCUGAAGCAGAAAAAUGUUUUGAUCAGACGGUGAUCGACCACGAAGUCUUCGUUCAGGCCUUUUACGGCUACGGUGCUCGCUCCAUUAAAGGAUUCCGUUGCAGUCCGGAUGCUUUUGUUCAGCUCGCUAUACAGCUUGCCUACAAGAAGCUGUUCGAGAAAAAUGCGGCCACGUAUGAGGCUUCGCAGACACGAAUCUUUUUGCACGGCCGCACGGAAACUACGCGUAGUUGCUCAGCAGCUAGUGCCAAGUUUACUGAUGUGAUGAUGGACGCGUCAGGUGUCGUUACCACUGAAGAAAAGAAGAAAUAUCUGCUAGCUGCUGCGAAUGGGCACGUUGCGUACAUGCGUAAGGCUGGCGCCGGUCGCGGCGUGGACCGCCACAUCUUGGGCCUGAAGUUGUUGGUUCAGCCUGGUGAGAGCGUGCCGUUCUUUGAGGAUCCAGUUAUGGCGAAAGCUAGUCGCUGGCUCAUUUCCACAAGUCACCUGACUAACGAACUGUUUGAUGGCUGGGGCUGGGGUGAGGUUGUACCCGAAGGCUUGGGUAUCGCCUAUAGCGUUAAGAACCAUUCCAUCCAGUUCAACAUUGCAUGCCGUCAGCACGGUAGCUGGGGAGCUCGAAUGGGCCACCUUCUUGAAGAGAGCCUACUCGAAAUGCAGCUGCUCUUCGAUCAACCCAAGGAAAUUGGUGCCAAGCUGUAG